Messenger RNA from Puccinia graminis f. sp. tritici CRL 75-36-700-3, 837 nucleotides. RefSeq lists its product as uncharacterized. The record is from RefSeq and is a predicted model, not a curated record. The transcript is spliced from 6 exons. Lineage: Eukaryota; Fungi; Basidiomycota; Pucciniomycetes; Pucciniales; Pucciniaceae. Bases 1 to 837 code for a protein of 278 amino acids.
AUGGAAGCUCCCACAGUCCUCAACCGUUUAUCAAGGAUGCCGACGGACACACAGGCUUUUUUUAAUGACGGGCCGGCUGUGCUCAAAGAGCAUCAUCACCAACAACCUCUUGGUCUCGGUGUGUCUUUCUCCUCCCGUGUGCAUAACCAUGCUUCGUAUAUUGGAUCAAGGCCUCGAGACUCUGGUAUUGGGGUGCAGCCGGGUGCCAGGCCAGACGGACACGCUUCUUGUGAUGGAUACGGGAUGCGCAUCGCCCCCGGCCCGCCCGCCGGCUGCCGGCAGUGGCCUUCCCAAUAUGCACUCGGACUGAUGAAAGGAACGGCGAAGUUGGAUAGUGGCAGCGCAGAUCAGUUGAUUCUUGCCAGGUACACACACUCCAACUGUAAACCCUAUCCUUACACCUCAAAGAAGCUCAUCGCAAAACAUCCUCAGGCACGAUUGAUUCAAUACACCCAUCCACUCCUCGUGCUCUACAUAUCUUGGAUUUUCAGGUGCGGGACGUGUGUUGGCGAAGUUCACGCUGGCAUCAAAGUGUUCUGCUCCGCUGUCAUCCUACAAAACCCUAGCUCCGACUUCAACGAUCUUUUAUUCAUCGGACACCAUUUGCAAAAAGUCAUCAACAACAACAACAACAACAACCUCAGCACCACUAGCCAGAUCAUCCGCCCACUCUUCAGCUUCCCGAGCUUUGUCAACCUGCCCAAGAAUCUUCUCCCUCUGAUCUACCCCCUACAAAUUCCCUCCUUUGCUCUACAUAAAUAUUUACAUAACUCCGUGGCUAUGUGCAGCCCGGCUCUAUGUAUUUAUUGUCAUCAAAACCCAGCUCCGUUACAAUAA